GCAGUGGGGAGGGCCUGAAAGUGCCCCUGCAUUAUUCAUGGGGGAGGCAGGUCUAUUACAGUAGGUGUGACCCAACAAAAACAAAUGUAAGACCAGCUCUGUGUGUCUGAGCCUGUUCCACACUCACACACACCAGCCUCCUGUCUCUGCACCGAGGACAUCCCGGGGUGUGUGUGUGAGAGACGGACAAAGUGUCUAACCUCUCUGUGCUGGAUCAUUUAUUCCCCUUUUGUCCCUCAAGGUCGAGCCUCAGCAAGCCUCUCCUCUGCUCAACGGGGAGGAAAACAUGACGGGCGCAGAGACCAACAUGCGGCUGAAGCUGCCGAUCAUCUGCUUCAUCCUUGAGAUCAUCCUCAUCAUCCUCUUCGGUGUUCUGGUGCAGUACGACGACGAGACGGACGCCAGGGAAUGGCACAACAAGCUCAACCAUGGGAACAAGAGCCACUCUGAGCACAAUGGCCACGCCGAGUCCGAGAUCCACUCCGAGUAUGAAAACGACUUCUACUACCGCUACCCAAGUUUCCAGGAUGUGCACGUGAUGAUCUUCAUCGGUUUUGGCUUCCUCAUGACCUUCCUGCAGCGCUACGGCUUCAGCAGCGUAGGCUUCAACUUCCUGAUUGCAGCCUUCUCUCUGCAGUGGGCUACGCUCAUGCAGGGCUUCUUCCACGGAAUGCAUGGAGGCAAGAUCCACAUCGGGGUGGAGAGUAUGAUUAAUGCUGAUUUCUGCACUGGUGCUGUGCUUAUCUCAUUUGGAGCUGUUUUGGGGAAAACCAGCCCUGUCCAGCUGCUGGUCAUGGCGAUAUUCGAGGUCACACUGUUUGCAGUCAAUGAGUUCAUCCUGCUGUCCAUUCUGGGGGCCAAGGAUGCCGGAGGCUCCAUGACCAUCCACACGUUUGGAGCCUACUUCGGCCUCACGGUGACCCGAGUCCUGUACCGGCCCAACCUGGAUAAGAGCAAACACAAAAACUGCUCUGUCUACCAUUCUGACCUGUUCGCUAUGAUCGGUACCAUCUACCUGUGGAUGUUCUGGCCCAGCUUUAACUCUGCCGUCACAGCUCAUGGAGACGACCAGCACCGCACAGCCAUGAACACCUACUACUCCCUGGCAGCCUGCACUCUGGCCACAUACGGCAUGUCCGCCGUCACAGCACACGACGGCAAGCUGGACAUGGUCCACAUCCAAAAUGCUGCCCUGGCCGGCGGAGUCGCAGCAGGAACAGCUGGUGAAAUGAUGCUGACGCCGGUCGGCUCCAUGAUCGUUGGUUUCUUGGCCGGCAUCAUCUCUGUUCUGGGCUACAAGUACCUCUCCCCCAUCCUGGAGGAAAAACUGAAGGUCCAAGAUACCUGUGGGGUUCACAACCUGCACGGCAUGCCCGGCGUCCUGGGCGCUAUUGUGGGAGCGGUGACUGCAGCCGUGGCAACCACAGAUGUUUAUGGCAAAGGUAUGGAAGACGUGUUCCCAGAUGUGGCAAAGGGAGACAUCACAGCGUCUUACCAGGGUGUCCGUCAGGCCAUUUCCCUCGCUGUCACCCUUGGCAUGGCCCUGGUGGGAGGGCUUAUCGUCGGUUUCCUUUUGAAGCUUCCUAUCUAUGGGGCUCCUCCUGACACCAUCUGCUUUGAGGACAACAUCUACUGGGAGGUGCCUGGAGACGACGACGAGGAGGAUCAUAAGGAUAAGGCUGUGAGGAUGACGGAGACUGAGAGGCUCAACGCUUAGACGCACACAGACACAGGACACAGUAUCUUACUUGCACACAUAUACACACACACACACACACGCAGACAAUAUCUUACACACACGCGCACAGGAGCAUACGUGCAGGUCAGGGUGAUGAAUUUGCUUGUUUUGUUUCCCUCAGUGCACAUACUGUGUUUGUGUAUGUCACACACACGCACUGAGGUUUUAACAUCCUAGCACUCAAGUUUGUAAAAAAAAA
Molecule: messenger RNA, 1937 nt
Organism: Sander lucioperca (pikeperch)
Lineage: Eukaryota; Metazoa; Chordata; Actinopteri; Perciformes; Percidae
Gene: rhbg
Product: Rh family B glycoprotein
Exons: 11
Coding region: 287-1717 (476 amino acids)
Biological process (GO): ammonium homeostasis; ammonium transmembrane transport
Cellular component (GO): plasma membrane
Molecular function (GO): ammonium channel activity
Source: RefSeq, a predicted model, not a curated record